Messenger RNA from Leptopilina heterotoma, 1966 nucleotides. Its product is annotated as putative fatty acyl-CoA reductase CG5065. Gene Ontology annotation, cellular component: peroxisome. The transcript is spliced from 10 exons. Gene Ontology annotation, molecular function: alcohol-forming very long-chain fatty acyl-CoA reductase (NADP+) activity. Gene Ontology annotation, biological process: long-chain fatty-acyl-CoA metabolic process. The record is from RefSeq and is a predicted model, not a curated record. NCBI's taxonomy places the organism in Eukaryota, Metazoa, Arthropoda, Insecta, Hymenoptera, Figitidae. Bases 134 to 1681 code for a protein of 515 amino acids.
UUGAAAAAUUAAAAGUUCAUUUCAUGAUGUGCCUUCGUUAAGAUCACGUGUGUAGUUUUUAAGUGCAGUGAUUUUCUAUGUUGUGGAUUUAAGUUUUUUUUUUUUGUAAAAUAUUGUACUCAAUUAAUACAAGAUGAGUGUCGCUACGUUAAAACCCGAAAACUCAAUUCCGACGUUCUAUGUCGGAAGGAGUAUUUUUAUUACGGGAGCAACAGGAUUUAUGGGUAAGGUGCUCAUCGAAAAGUUAUUAAGAUCCUGUCCUGACAUAGAAAACAUUUUCUUGCUAAUGAGACCGAAGAAAGGAAUUUCAAUUGACGAUCGUCUUCGAAUAAUGCUUUCAAUACCUCUUUUUGAUAGAAUACGAAAGGAAAGGCCAAACUUUGCAGACAAAUUAAUUCCAAUAACAGGAGAUGUAGCAGCUGAGUCAUUGGGACUUCCUCCUUUGGAAAGAAAAGUUCUUGUCGAAAAAGUGUCAGUUAUAUUUCAUGUCGCUGCAAAUGUAAGAUUUGAUGACAGUCUAAAAAAUGCAACCUUUGUAAAUACAAGAUCAGCCAGAGAUGUUUGUAUUUUAGGAUCUCAAAUGAAAAAACUCGUGGCUCUUGUACACGUCAGUACAAGUUACUCGCAAGCAGAUAAACCAUGUGUGGAAGAGAAAAUUUAUCCCAUUAACGUGGAUUGGAAGAAGACAAUAAGAAUAGCUGAAAAUGUUGACGAUCAUGUGUUACGAACCCUGACACCAAAAUACAUGGAUAGUUUUCCAAAUACUUAUACUUUUACAAAAAGACUCGCUGAACAAGUGAUAAGUGACUAUUCGUCAACCAUACCAUCUGUUAUAUUUAGACCAUCAAUAGUUAUAUCAUCACUUGUCGAACCUGUCGAAGGGUGGAUUGAUAAUUUUAAUGGCCCAGUAGGAAUGCUGGUUGGAGGUGGAAAAGGAGUAUUAAGAGUUAUUCGUUUAGACAGUAAAAUUAUCUCAGAUUUUAUUCCUGUUGACGUUGCAAUAAAAGCAAUGAUAAUUGCUUCUUGGAAGAGAGGUCUUCAGACGAUAACAAGGGACUCCAGCAUCCAUGUCUACAAUUGUUGUUCAGCUGACGUUAAGGCCGUAAGUACAAGCGAAGUGAUUGAAAUGGGUCUUAAAGUUAAUAAGGAAAUACCUCUGGAUGGAGUUCUAUGGUUUCCUAGUGUCACCAUUGUUAAAGAUAAAACACUAUUUUAUCUUAUGAUGUUAAUUUAUCAUUUAUUACCUGCUUAUUUUAUUGACGGUCUAUUAAAAGCAGCAGGAAAGAAGCCUAUGUUGGUGCGAAUUCAAAGAAAAGUAUAUAACGCCAUUAGCUCUUUGGAAUAUUUCCUAAUGAAUGUGUGGAAAUUCAAGAAUAAAAAUUUUUUGGAUCUUUUAGAAAAUUUACCACCUAAUGAUGUAGCUGAUUUUGGAUAUGCAUAUUUUUCCUUAGACAUUAGUGAAUACUUUAGGAAUUGUAUAAUAGGAGCAAAAAAGUAUUUGCUGAAGGAAAAAAUGGAAAAUUUAAAGGCAUCGAAAAUUCAUUAUGAAAGAAUGCGAUGGGUUGCAAGAAUUUUCAGAGGAUGGUCUAUAAUUUUUAUAUCGUGGCUGCUUUUCAAGAUAGGAGUCGUCAAUUAUUUCUUCAGAACAGUUCAAGACAUAGUAGAUAUAUUUCAAGCUUAACGACAAGAAUUCAUAAUUUUUUAAAUAGUUAUUCAAACUAACGAUCAGAAAGUUAAACAUUGUAUUCAAUAGAAUCAAGUUCUGAUUCCUAAAAAAAGAUUAUAAUAUUUCAUACAUUAUCCUAUUCCAUGAAAUUUAAAUUGAAAAAUCACACUGUUCAGGAAUGAAACAAAUUGUACAAACGAAAUUUUUUCACAUCUGAAUUGUAUCCAUUGAAAACUCAUAAAAAUUUCAAAUUAUAAAUAUUAUAGAUUUGUUUUAAGGUCUUAUAAAUAAUAAAUAAUA